Molecule: messenger RNA, 1821 nt
Organism: Schizophyllum commune H4-8
Lineage: Eukaryota; Fungi; Basidiomycota; Agaricomycetes; Agaricales; Schizophyllaceae
Exons: 11
Coding region: 46-1821 (591 amino acids)
Biological process (GO): nucleolar large rRNA transcription by RNA polymerase I; RNA polymerase I preinitiation complex assembly
Cellular component (GO): RNA polymerase transcription factor SL1 complex; RNA polymerase I core factor complex
Molecular function (GO): RNA polymerase I core promoter sequence-specific DNA binding
Source: RefSeq, a predicted model, not a curated record
UUGCCCUCCGUCUCCCACGAUCAACUUCAACGUCGCGCAUUCGCGAUGGCGCGCCGUAAGUGCGUAGUAUGCGGCUCAAAGCAAUGGCACAAGGAGCCUUCGAGUGGGCUCGUGGCUUGUAGUGAAGGGCAUAUUUUACAGAAUUAUCGGAAUGAGACAAAUGAGGCCGAUGAUAUGAACACAACACACGUCUUGCGCCGGAGGCGCCUCAAGACUGGCAGAGAAAAGAAGAAGGCUCGCGGAGGCGCUGAUCCAAAGCUAUACCAUGGCGCCCGAGGUCGAUAUCACUACUUCCAGUGCCAGCAACUCAUCCUCCGGCGACAGAUCAACGAACUGCGUGCUCUCUGGAAUUUGCCACCCGAGUUUGAGGCCAUUUGUCGAGAUCUAUGGGCUCUUCAUCUCAGUCUCCUUCCGACUCCUCCUUCUCCCGAACCAUAUAUCCACGCACAAGAACUCAGAGGCGAGGCCUCCGGCUCUACAGGCAAUUUAAGCGCAAUCCUCGCGCAAAACCAUCGACCAGAAGCAAGCAAGCCUGAUCUUGACCCGGAUUCCUCAGUCUCUACUACCACCAAGCAGCACGACGACGACCCCGAGCUCGCGGCCAUGCUUCGCGAGAACUCGACUGCAAGCUCGUCUUCUGAGGACGAGGACGAAGGGGAAGGUGGUGCAGGGACUGCCGACAAUCCUAACGCUCAACCUCGCAAGCACCGAGGCCCGGGUUCAAGAAGGAAGUACGAGGCUCCUUCGAGUACAGUGGCUGUUCUUGCGCUUGCCUGUUGGGUCCUUCGUGUACCGGCGAUGUAUCUGGAUUUUAUACGUCUCAUACAGUCAUACGACCUCACCUAUCUGGACCCGCUACGCUUUCUACCUGCCGAGAUGCUGCGCCAUCUAACGAAGCAUAGCGUGCAGGCGCUCUCACCUCCGUUCCCCCCAACGACCCUCACCCUUCAUUCCCUGACCUCCCGCCUCGCCAAGCUCGCCGGCGCGCGCUACGGCAUUCACGUCCCCGAAGCGAACGCGGCGCCGAUGUUGUGGCGGGUGACCAAGUAUAUGGGCGGCACGCCCGUUCUAUACUCCUUGACGAAGCGCCUGUCCGGCGUGCUGUCCCUCCCGCUGACGGCGCACCGCUCUAUGGCGCCCGGCCUGGAGGUGGCGAAGAAGCGGGACCCGGAGAGCCACAUCUACGACGACGUGCCCCCGGAGGUGGCGCUGCUCGCCGCGACGAUCGUGGUGCUCAAGAUGGUUUACGGGCUAGAUGGAAGCGCUAGAACCGCGGACGCAGACGACGACCCGGCGUGCGCGCUACCGCGCCUGGACGAUUACCUCGCGCACCUGCGCGCGAUGGAAGACGAAGAGGCCGGUGAAACGGGCGAGCUGUUUGGGGCCGCGAAUAACAGAUCAGUCGCGGCGUUCGACGACGCGAGCGUGGACGCGUAUCUGGCGUUUUGUGAGAAGGCGCUGCUGGGCCCGCGUGACGAAGGUACGGGCCGCCUGGCAGAGUUCUUCCCGCUAGAGAAGAGGGAAGCCCUGUCUGCUGGGAAGCCGGAUCGGCGCGCUGAGGCGCGCGUUCUGCACGCUGGCAAGGUCUCUCACGAAGGUAAUGGUAACCGGCCAGGCGAGCACUAUCCGGUGUUCAGCGCGCGGGAUGUGCUAGGGACGCUGCCACAGCCGCUGGGGCUGGUGGUUGCGCGAGGGGCGCGGUGGGUCGGCGUACCCGAGGCGCACGUCGGGGGCGUGGUGGAGAAGUAUGAACGGCGGUUUGUGCGGUGGUGGCAGACGGACCGGCGGCGAUCCCGCGGCGGGGGGAGCGCGCCAACGUGA